AUGGGGAAAGCAGGAAAAGGAACAGGCUCCUUCGGGAAGAGGCACGGGAAAACCCACUUCCUGUGCAUUCGGUGUGGCCGCCGCGCGUAUCACACCCAGAAGAAGACGUGCGGCGCUUGCGGAUACCCGAACGCGAAGAAGAGAACCUACAACUGGAGCGAGAAGGCGAAGCGCCGCCACACGACCGGCACUGGCAGAUGCCGCUACUUGAAGGACUUGCCUCGUCGCGCGAAGAACAACUUCCGUGAGGGGACAAAGGCGACUCCGGUGAAGAAGAGAAAGACACAGAAAUAA
This is a messenger RNA of Neospora caninum, 294 nucleotides long. RefSeq lists its product as hypothetical. Gene Ontology annotation, cellular component: ribosome; cytosolic large ribosomal subunit. Gene Ontology annotation, biological process: translation. Gene Ontology annotation, molecular function: structural constituent of ribosome; RNA binding. NCBI's taxonomy places the organism in Eukaryota, Apicomplexa, Conoidasida, Eucoccidiorida, Sarcocystidae. The transcript is spliced from 3 exons. Bases 1 to 294 code for a protein of 97 amino acids. The record is from RefSeq and is a predicted model, not a curated record.